AGUCACAUUUGAAGUUUGCUGACUUUGUAUCCCUGGGCUGAAAAAGAAAGACAUCCGAAAAGGAAAACGUGCUUUGCCAUUCAACAAACGUGCUACAAAGAACUGGCUUUUUGGAGGAAACCUCGCAUUCUGUUUUAUUUCUGAUCCUUGUUUGCAAAGCAGUCAGUUGUUUGAAUUCUGAAAGAUGAAGGUCUGGAGAGAUGCUGGACUUACCUAUAUCCAGUAUUCCAACAUUGCUGCCCGUGUUGUGCGUGAAGCCCUACGAUCGGAGCUCCGUGCCGAGGCCGCCAAGCGCAACAUAAGCCAUGUGCAGUUUACUCCAUGGGAGAACGGAAGGCCCGUACCACGCAAGAAGACGGAACCCAAAUCUUAAAUGCUUUUGUGGACACGUGGAAGAUUUGCAUCGCAAAU
This is a messenger RNA of Drosophila subpulchrella, 411 nucleotides long. RefSeq names its product protein stunted (gene ATPsynepsilonL). The record is from RefSeq and is a predicted model, not a curated record. Gene Ontology annotation, cellular component: mitochondrial inner membrane. The transcript is spliced from 3 exons. Lineage: Eukaryota; Metazoa; Arthropoda; Insecta; Diptera; Drosophilidae. The coding region runs from base 185 to 373 and encodes 62 amino acids. Gene Ontology annotation, molecular function: proton-transporting ATP synthase activity, rotational mechanism. Gene Ontology annotation, biological process: proton motive force-driven mitochondrial ATP synthesis.